Miscanthus lutarioriparius is the source of this 1902-nucleotide messenger RNA. The record is from the annotation of a GenBank genome assembly. Lineage: Eukaryota; Viridiplantae; Streptophyta; Magnoliopsida; Poales; Poaceae.
AUGGGCGCUGGCGGCGGGCAGGCCAUCUUCACGGCCGAGUGCUCCCACACGUUCCACUUCCACUGCAUCUCCGCGAGCGUCGCGCGCGGCAACCUCGUCUGCCCGCUCUGCAACGCGCGCUGGCGCGAGCUGCCGUCCGUGGUGCAGCCGCAGCCGGCGCCGGUGCCGCGCACGCUGCCGCAGCCACUGCCCAUGCACCGUGUGCAGCCACUGCCGACGAGGCAUGUGCCGCUGCAUGGUUGGCAGCCACAACACCAGUCCGAUGAGCCUCAAGUGUUCGACGACGACGAGCGGGUGGAACCGCCCUCCUCCGGCGACGGCGGCGGCGACCAGCGACAGGCGGCGGCGUCAUCCAGAUCCGGUGGGACGCUGGCUGUCACGACGCACACCGAGUACUCCGCCGUCGCGAGGGACUCGUCGCGCGACAACUUCGCCGUCCUCGUGCACGUCAAGGCUCCCGGGAUGACGACCGACGGCGAAGCGGCGGCUGGCGACGCGCCACGCGCGCCUCUCGACCUCGUGGCAGUGCUCGACGUGAGUGGUAGCAUGACCGGGGCGAAGCUGGCGCUCCUGAAGCAGGCCAUGGGAUUCGUCGUCGACAACCUGGGACCCCACGACCGCCUUAGCGUCGUGUCCUUCUCCGACGGGGCGCGCCGCGUGACCAGGCUCCUCCUGAUGUCGGGCGACGGGAAGGCCACGGCCAAGAGCGCCGUGGAAUCGCUCGUCGCGCGCGGCGGGACCAACAUCGCCGAGGGACUCCGGACGGCGGCCAAGGUGCUCGAGGAGCGCCGGCACAGGAACACCGUGUCCAGCGUCAUACUCCUCUCCGACGGCCAGGACACCUACACCGCGCCGCGCUGGUCGCGGGCCGCCGGCGCCGCGCCCAACUACGAGGCGCUCGUGCCGCCGUCCUUCAUGGCCACUGGCACCAGAGACUGGUCGGCGCCGGUUCACACGUUUGGGUUCGGCAACGACCACGAUGCGGCGGCUAUGCACGUCAUCACUGAGGCCACCGCCGGCACCUUCUCGUACAUCGAGAACGAGGCGGUGAUCCAGGACGCUUUCGCGCAGUGCAUCGGCGGCCUGCUCACCGUCGUGGUGCAGGAGGCGCGCGUCGCCAUCGCUGCCGGGCACCCCGGAGUUCGCAUCGGCUCGAUCAAGUCCGGGCGUUACGAGAGCCGCGUCGACGAGGACGGCCGCUCCGCCUCUGUCCGCGUCGGCGAGCUCUACGCGGACGAGGAGCGGCGCUUCCUGCUGUUCUUGUCUGUUCCAGCCGUGGAAGCAACGGACGGCGAGACUGCUUUGAUCAAGGUGAACUGCAGUUACCGGGACACGGCCGGUGGCGCUCACGUCGACGUGACGGCGGAGGACACGGUGGUGGCGAGACCGGAGCAAGUGGUGGACGCGGAACUCUCGACGGAGGUGGAGCGGGAGCGCGUCCGUGUGGAGGCGGCCGAGGACAUCGCUGCGGCGAGGGCGGCGGCGGAGCGGGGAGCGCACCAGGAGGCGGUAAGGAUACUCGAGAUCAGGCAACAAGCGGUGGCGCAGUCGGAGGCGGCGCUUGGCGGCGACGCCACGAUCCAGUCGCUGGGGGCGGAGCUGCACGAGAUGCGCCGGCUCGUUUCCAACGGGAAUAGCUACGCGCGGUCGGGGCGCGCCUUUAUGCUCGCUGGCAUGUCCAUGCACGCGUACCAACGGGCCAGCGCCAACAUGGUAAACAUGAACGGUCCGAUGAACAUGGCCGCGGAGGCGGCGUCGUUCGCGACGCCGGCCAUGCGAGCCAUGCUGCUGCGGUCGCGGAGGGCGCGAGAGGAAUCCUCGGUCGAGCAGCAGCCGCCGUCCAAGGCAGGAAAGGAAGCAGAAAGCUCUGCACUACCAGAACCAGAAGUAGUAAACCAGUAG